AUGGAGCCGUCUUCGAACUCCAAUUCUACCUUCAAAUCGGCCAUCCCCUCACUCCCCGCCCCGGUUACAACACAACUCCAGGCCCCGCCAUCGCCGCGGACUCAUCGCGCCCUUCGACGCCUUCAAUCUGCGCACACUCUAGGAGCCCGCGCUCGCGAGCAAGGCACGCCCUCGCUCAUCUCCCAGCAACGCCACCGCGACACCCAGCGCAAUGCUUCACCUACAAGACCGUCACAAGCGCCUCCUGCUGCUUCAGGCACACCCAGCUUCUCCCAGAAUAUCAAUCGCUCACCUCAGCGCGGGCGCGCUAAUAGCGAUGCCACCCCGCCACUCAUUCACCAGAUGAAUGUUGUCACAGCCAGCAAGCGUGCUGGGAGUAAGAAACCCGUAUUCUCGCAUGGCCAUCUACCUCUUCAUCAAAUUAUCCGCGAAGGCCCAACAGAUGGUGAUUUCUUGGGCGCUUUGGAAAGCGCACGGUGGAAGGUUAUCGAUGAAGGUGUCAAGAGUGCUGAGGAUGGCAUGUCAACAUUGAGAAUAUACGUCUGGCUCGUCCUCCUGGACGCUCCUAUCCUGUCGACCGAUGACUACCUCGCCCUUAUCCACCGAGGAGCCUCGCCGGCUUACUCCAAGAUCCGCAACGACACCUUCCGCACACUUACGACCGACCCUCUCUUCCGCCGCCGUGUCAGUGAAGCAAGUCUGAUUCGUUUACUUAACGCCAUUGCGUGGAAGUUGCACGACGCGCGUGAGGAACAACGCCAAAGCCGCCCUAGUAGUAGCCGAGCCUCACUCCCUGGCGGUAGUAGCGUCUCCGGUCGUUCUCAGUCAGGCACAAGCACGUCAUCACCAACUGCUCGCAGUCGCGCGCGGGCCUUAACACUCACGACCGAGGGCUCUGAAUCCGGCGCAGGCGCUGCGACUCUAGAACCCGGCACCUAUGUUCAGGGUAUGAACGUUCUGGCAGCACCAUUUCUUUACGCAGCUCGGAGUGAAGCAGAAGCAUUCGUUGCGUUCCACUCCUUGUUGACUCGAGAAUGCCCGGGCUAUAUUCGCGGUGCCAUGGAUGGCGUUCAUCGCGGCCUUGCACUGGUUGAUAAGGUCCUUGCUAUCGUUGAUCCCAAGCUCAGCAUGUACCUUACUGCGAAGGGCCUUUCGGCUGAGAUCUACGCUUUCCCUUCAGUUCUGACGCUUUGUGCAUGUACACCACCGCUUCCCGAGGUUCUACGACUGUGGGACUUCUUGUUCGCCUAUGGUCCUCAUCUCAAUAUCGUCUGCAUUGUCGCGCAGCUUACAAUUAUGCGGACUCAAAUUCUUCAGUCGCCCAGCCCAAAUAAGGUCUUAAGAUCCUUCCCCCAGCUUAACGCUGAUCUCGUCAAAUCCGUCACAAUUGGCAUUAUCAAGAAGAUACCCGACGAUGUCUAUGCAGAGAUCGUUUCUCACGCUCUUUAA
This is a messenger RNA of Fusarium mangiferae, 1449 nucleotides long. RefSeq lists its product as uncharacterized. Gene Ontology annotation, biological process: negative regulation of septation initiation signaling; activation of GTPase activity. Gene Ontology annotation, molecular function: GTPase activator activity. NCBI's taxonomy places the organism in Eukaryota, Fungi, Ascomycota, Sordariomycetes, Hypocreales, Nectriaceae. Gene Ontology annotation, cellular component: mitotic spindle pole body. The transcript is spliced from 3 exons. The record is from RefSeq and is a predicted model, not a curated record. Bases 1 to 1449 code for a protein of 482 amino acids.